This is a messenger RNA of Aspergillus brunneoviolaceus CBS 621.78, 1089 nucleotides long. RefSeq lists its product as uncharacterized. Lineage: Eukaryota; Fungi; Ascomycota; Eurotiomycetes; Eurotiales; Aspergillaceae. The transcript has a single exon. The record is from RefSeq and is a predicted model, not a curated record. The coding region runs from base 114 to 992 and encodes 292 amino acids.
AAGGACUAAGAAUAGCGAUUCAUUUGGGAAAGGGCGACGAGCGAAUAAGAGAGAGAGAGGGGCGAGUAAAGUGAAAGUGAGUGCAGUAAGUGAGUGAGCGAGCGAGUGAGUGAAUGGGCGAGUGGAGAUCCAACCGGCCGUGUGUUGCUGACAGCACGCCAAUCAGUGGUAAUGACGAGGAAGUGGAGAAGAUGUUCUGCGUUCUUCCUGAGCUUCCCAUGGGCUGCAGCUCUAAAUUUAGCCGCCCGGGUUGGUUCUCUCGCGAAGGAAUGUGCAUAUCAUGGGCGCCAACUUCUGCCUCUUCCCCCCUCCCCAACAACCACCCCGAAAGUGGCAUAUCUUGGCCCCGAAUGUUGGGUUUGAAUGUGAAGAAGAGAGAGGGGAAGAAGAGAAAGGGAAAGAAAAAGAAAAAGCAAAGAAAUUCAGAGACUCAUCUCUCAAAUAUUGAACAGGAGUUGAAGGGGAAAAGAGAGAGAGAGAGGGGGGGGGGAAGAAGCAUCCCUAAAGGGAACAGACAGAUUGUGGAAUGCCUCAAUCCCAUAGUCCGUUGCAAUAGUGACACUGGCAUCUCACUUUGCCGGGCACAACCUCUUGAACCAACCAACCAACCAACCCUUUUUAGGUUGGAGCUCCAGGUCUGGCCUUUUCCCCUUUGGUCCUCCCCUCUCAUACCCUUUCGGGUCUCCAUCAUAGAGUCUCAUGCCAGGCAGAGGGUAGUGAUGGUGCAAGUGUCAAAUCCAAUAAGAGAAUUGAGACGGAGAGAAGGAAAAAGAAAAAAAAACAAUAACAAAAAAGACGACCAGGAGAAAAGUCAAAUGGCAUUCCCCACAAAAGGGUACCGUGGGCGAGGCGGAUAUAGAAUGAUUGGUGGGCAAAGCAGAGCAUCGAAGAGAAAGCAAAGGGAGAGAGGGAGAGAGGGGCAGGGCAUAGAAUGGACGGAGCUAGUAGUCCACACUCCACGGGAGAGACAUCAGGCAAAGAAAAAAGCAUGAAACGAUAAACCAGAACACUAGAUCAAAAUAACUCAUACACAAGACAUAACAACGUACCUAUCAAGCUGCUUCCUUCUCCUGGGAAGUAAUAGAAAAG